This is a messenger RNA of Pecten maximus, 8797 nucleotides long. RefSeq names its product GDP-Man:Man(3)GlcNAc(2)-PP-Dol alpha-1,2-mannosyltransferase-like. Gene Ontology annotation, cellular component: endoplasmic reticulum membrane. Gene Ontology annotation, biological process: protein N-linked glycosylation. The record is from RefSeq and is a predicted model, not a curated record. NCBI's taxonomy places the organism in Eukaryota, Metazoa, Mollusca, Bivalvia, Pectinida, Pectinidae. Gene Ontology annotation, molecular function: GDP-Man:Man(3)GlcNAc(2)-PP-Dol alpha-1,2-mannosyltransferase activity.
AACAAUAUGGAGGUGAUGAAACAGUUUGCUGGCUUGAUCCAACAAUAUUUCAGCUUUUUAUCGGAGAUGUUGACCUCAUUGAUCUGCAUCUGUGUCAUAUUUAUCAUUGUCAUCGCCAUAGCAACCACAUUCCUGAGGUACUGGAUUCAGCGCCGCUCUGCAUUCCAGCUUCCACAUAUUAGAAAAACAAAAUCAGGGGAGAUAACUCCUGUGAUUGGAUUCUUUCACCCUUAUUGUAAUGCAGGAGGAGGAGGGGAAAGAGUGCUGUGGGUGGCUAUCCGGUCGAUACAGAGAAGGUACCCCAAUGUGAACUGUGUUGUGUAUACUGGAGAUACAGACGUCACUGGUCCACAGAUCCUGGAACGUGCUCGUCAGCGAUUCAACAUCACACUCAAGUCUCACGUCCAGUUCAUAUUUCUGAAGCGUCGUAGAUGGGUCGAGGCAGUCAAGUACCCCAUGUUCACUCUACUGGGCCAGAGCCUUGGAUCGGUUCUGCUCGGCUGGGAAGCCCUACUCGCCUUUGUACCAGAUGUUUACAUUGACACUAUGGGGUAUGCGUUCACGGUUCCGCUAUUUAAAUACUUCGGAAGAUGCCAGGUUUGUUGUUACGUUCACUAUCCCACGAUAAGUACGGACAUGUUGGAGAAGGUAUCGUCACGAACGGAGGCUUUCAACAACGCGUCCUUCAUUUCCCAGAGUCAUCUCCUCAGUACUGUGAAACUUCAAUAUUACAAAGCUUUCGCGUACCUUUACGGUGUGGCUGGAAAACGAUGUCACGCGGUAUUGGUCAACUCGACCUGGACUUACGGCCAUAUUAAACAACUCUGGCAACCCUCCGUCCACACCUACAUUCUCUUCCCGCCCUGUGACACGUCAGAAUUCACCAAGAUCUACUUACGGGAACACAUUGACUCACCCACUCAAAACAUCAUAUCCAUCGCUCAGUUUAGACCUGAAAAAGACCACGCGUUACAAAUAGACUCCUUUCAUCACUUUCUCCUGAAGAAAACGGAGAAAGAGCGAAGUAAAUACAAACUAGUCCUAGUGGGAAGCUGCCGAAACAGGGGAGAUAAUGACUUGGUGGACAGCCUUAAACAGCAGUGUGAUAUACUAGGUAUAACAGAAUAUGUCGAAUUUAAACUCAAUGUCAGUUUCCAGGAGCUGAAAGAGUUGAUGGCGUCAUCUACGGUGGGAUUACAUACCAUGUGGAAUGAACAUUUCGGUAUUGGUGUAGUAGAGCUAAUGGCCGCGGGCACCGUGGUCCUGGCACAUAAUUCUGGAGGACCCAAACUGGACAUAGUGGUCAGUUACAAUGACCAUUCAACAGGUUUCCUGGCCGAAGAUAUCCAGUCUUAUUCUCAUGCACUGGACACAAUAUUUAGUCUAACGCCACGGCAACGACUUGACAUUAGGAAGAAUGCACGUGAUUCCAUAUCUCGAUUUUCUGAGGAGGAAUUUGAACAUGGAUUCCUUGAAGUGAUAGAACCGCUCAUCUCAAACAUUCGCCGGAGGCUGACAUCUUAGAUUUUGUUUAUGUUUGUUAUAUUUAUAAUACGACCAAUUACAAAACAUACAUGGCUUUGACUAUCAACAUUCGGGGCUUCAGUGAUGGUGCUGACAACUGAAGAAUGAAUUUCACUUGAAGGUUACAAGCAUGAAACUAGAUUUACUGUAAUGGACCAGGUAGUCAAAUUUUUUUCCGACUCCACCACCUAAAGACAGAAAAUCUUAAUGUGGGAAGAGUAAUAGACUGAAAAUAGAUCACUGUUAGAUAUUCAUUUUGACAAUGGGUAAGGUUGUAAAAUGUUGGGAUGUAGCUUUUUCUUAGUUAAGAAUUUGGGUUGAAGGAUGGGGCUGUGGGAAUGUAAAUUUUGCAGAAGACAAUCUUGACAAAUACUAGAUGUUAGAAAGGCUGGUUGUGUAUAAUCUUAGUCAUGUAAGUUUUGUUUUUCGGUCUUUUUUAUUUAUUGUUGUUGGCUACUUGUUGCAGUCUCUUAAAUCUAUCACCGAUGCCUAACCCAUGUCCUGCAUUUGCUUGUUAAAAGGAUCCUCUUCUAAAGAAGAAAACAUUUAAUUUGUUGCUACAUUACAUACAGUGUGUUAUAAAUCCAAAUCGAAUUAAGAAGUGCGAUAAUAACUCCUUGUUUUAAUAAAACGUUCUUGUUAUUUACAUGUAAGGCUAUUUCUUAUGUAUUUUUGGAGUCGUAUAUAGCGAACACUGCUUUAAUAUGAUUAGAGCAGUGAUAUAUCUUUGACUUGCAAAACUAGCUAUUCACUACAUGUACAGAGCAUUAGGCUUAUUUUUUCAAAACUGACUUUUGAAUUUAUCUGUAUAUGAAAAUUGAUGCUGUAUGCAUUAAAAGGCUAAAUUCUGUCGUAAAGAUGAAAAGGAUCAUUGUCACUGCAUGUUAUCGUUCCAGGGUAUUCAGAAAAUACUUAACAUAUAUUUAAUUAAUAUAUUUUUUAAAUACAGUAUGCAUAUAUUAAAAAUGCUUAAACCUUUGUACAGUAACUGUUCUCUGUACAAUAUUUCAAAAUAGAAAAAGUUAAUUUAUGGUUGUUUAUAAUUAUUGAACCAGAAUCUCGGUUUCAUUUCAAUUGGUUCAUAUAGUUACAGUGAUUGAACUGUGUAAGGGAAAUAACUGUCAGGUUUAGUGGUGUAAUGUCAGAUUAAUCUGCUAUCAGUUAGGUUACAUCCAUGACGCUCUCUUUUAUUUUCUCUGAAAUUAACCUUUUUUUUAAACAUUUUUUUCAAUAAAUUAUUUUCGACAGCAAAGAAAGAACAUAUAUUUUAUAUUUUCUCAUUAAACAAAGUGCUGUAUGUAAAUUUUGAUUCAAUGAAAAAAAAAAUUGUAUGUUUUUCUGUUAUAGUGAAGUAUAUGAUGUUGUUAACAAAAAACCUAAAAAGAAUUUGGAACAUUUUAACAAUAUUAAGGCAAAAUUAAGAAAAGGAUUAGAAACAAGAAAAAAGAAACACUAUUAGAAAUUGUCCUGUUUCCUACGGGAACUGAAAAAUAUAUUGUAGAAUGUAAUGAAAGUUUAAUCAAGAUAGGGAGCGACGCUAUCAUCUGUGAAAAUUUCAUCCGUUUUCAUUUACAUACCCUUGUCAAAUUUCAGUUUGAGACAAGGGUACCCUUCUCAGAUUGAAUAGCGUUUCGGGCCCCAUCAAUAUCAUGUAUGACCUCCAUAAGCUACAGUGGUUUUACAGACUUUCUUGUUCACUGAGUUGGUCAGGGUAUUGACCCUCGCUAUAUACAGAUUCAUCCAAUGCAUUGUCAACUGAACAACAUUGAUUGGAAGUUUCGGCCUAUGUCAGAUCCUUCUGUCCAACUCGUCCCAUAAAUGUUCUAUCAUGGAGAGGUCGGAUCAACCUGAAAUUUGACAAAGGUACUAAAUUUACAUGGAUGACACUUUCACAGUCAUUUCCUUUCUUUCAAAUACAUUAAUAUGUUCUGUAACAUCUUAUUAUUUCCUGUAAACCAGGCAAUUUCAAAUCAUGUUUCUUUUUCCUUCAAGUGUAUCAUUUUAACAACAAUACAUCCUCCCGGCCCCAGGUGAAAAUCGUAAUAAGCGAUAGUGCGAUUUUUGCACCUGCAAAAAUCGCACUAUCGCUUAUUACGAUUUUCACCUGAGGCCGAGGAUGCCAACAAUACUGCCUGGCAAGUAUUAUUACACUAAGUCUGAAAAUAGAGUAAAAUUGAUGCAGUCAAUGGAAUGUGCUUAUUUGAUUGGUCAGUUUUUCUCACAUGACAUUGAAUGAAACAGACAUUGUAUAAGCUUCAUUAGAAUGAUAAUUUUCUGUUUAUCAAUAAUAAAAUUGUGUAAAAUGUGUGAGUAUUAAUUUCAUUUUUGUGUAUUACUGAAUUUUAUUUGAAUAUUUUCAGAAUUUAAUUACUACUUGAAUUACAUGUAAUAACUGUGAAAUGAUAUUCUCAGUUGUUUUGAAUAUUUCCCAAAAUGUGUUAAAAUGUGUUUUUGCAAUCUCUCAAGGAGUGUAUUAGCUUGUGUAAUGACCCCUAGGGGGAGAUUGAUGUUUUUUAUAUAAAAUUGAAGUGAUUAUCUCCCUUGCAAUGCUACAUCUACACCUAUGGAUACAUUUCUUUUUCUUCAGAACAUUUUCAAUACUUUCUAUUUUCACUUGAAUUAUAAUUGAUAUAUAAAUGAAAUAAAGAUGGUAUCUUAAAAAUUAAUUACUACGUAAAUAGUCCAAAACUACAGCAUUUGAGCGAGUCAUUUUAGUAGUAGUAGUUUUAAGAUCCAUACUCUGUCAUAAAUAGUGCCUGAACAUUUUUCUUCCAGUUGAAAAAUUUUAUCCAUAAUUGCACGAUAGUUUUUCACUAAAUUUGUACUACAUUGGAAUUCUAUUCGUACGGCAUGCAUAAUAAAUCUAGUUUAAAUCUUAACUUGAUAUAAUUCUUAUGAAUGUAGAUGUUAUUUUCAAAUUAGUGAGUAGCUGGUAGGAGUCUAUGACAUUGUUCGUCUGUUCUCUUAAUUCUGCAUAUUAUAAGGAAUUUAUGUUUUGGUAUGAAAUCCUUUUUAUAAGCAAUUUAAAGUUUUUAAAUCUUUUCACCGCGUAGGAGCCAUAGUGUUGCUUGUUCUGUGAAUAACAAAUUCAUUACUAGAAUCUAAAAGGCAUGAACAGUGUCGACGGGCCCAAUUUUCAUCAAAAUUUCUUUAUGUAUAAUUUUCCGUAGGAAAGCAUUAUAGAAUUAAGAUUUACCUUAAAUCUGAUAAUACAGUAUCUGUUAAGGCCACAACAAAUUUAUUUUUACACUUUUGAAAUUUUCAUUAUAAAAGUUGUAUUAUAAAUAAGUCAUAAUUUGAUUUCAAUAAAUAAAUCAUAUUUUGAUUUCAAUAAAUAAGUCGUAUUUUGAUUCCAAUAAAUAAGUCGUAUUACAAUUAAGUCAUAUUUUGAUUUGAAUGAAUAAGUCGUGUAACAAAUAAGUCAUAUUUUGAUUUGAAUGAAUAAGUCAUAUUACAAAUAAGUCAUAUUUUUAUUUGAAUGAAUAAGUCGUAUAACAAAUAAGUCAUAUUUUUAUUUGAAUGAAUAAGUCGUAUAACAAAUAAGUCAUAUUUUGAUUUGAAUGAAUAAGUCAUAUUACAAAUAAGUCAUAUUUUGAUUUGAAUGAAUAAGUGGUAUAACAAAUAAGUCAUAUUUUGAUUUGAAUGAAUAAGUCGUAUAACAAAUAAAUCAUAUUUUGAUUUGAAUGAAUAAGUCGUAUUACAAAUAAGUCAUAUUUUGAUUUGAAAGUUUGGGUUAGGGUUUUCAUUGAGAUGUUCUUUAUCUCUUAGUUUGUCUGUCCAUCCACUUCAAUUUGGCCUGCCAAAGUGAACUUGAUGGUAGUGUGCUGUACAGAUUUAGACUAUUUUCAAAUAUUGUAAAUGUUUUGAAUCUUAAAAAUAUUUUUUCACUUGUUGCUAUGACUUGAUUCCGAUUUGUUUCAAUUGAUAAGAAGAUCUGUUUUUGCAUGCUUCCAUGUAUAUAGAUUUGAUACACAAGUAAAUUCUAAAUGCACGACUCUAUGUUGAACUAAACAUUUGUUAAUUUGUGCAUCAUCAAGAUUAUGACCAAUACACAGAUGUAUUAGCCAUUACAAGUUUUUUGCUCCUGUAAGGUAGCAUACAGCCCUAGUCACAAUUAAUGUCACAGAAAUGUGACAUACAGCUUUAAGUCUUUGUGUACAGCAAGAUAACACAUAUGAAACCCAAGCUGUUCAUGGUAAUGUAACAUACAGCCUUAAGUCUGUGAGUGCAGCAAGGUUACCCAUACAAAAUCUAAGCUUUUUAUUGAAUUGUAACAUACAGCCUUAAGUAUCUGUGUGAAGCAAGGUAACCCAUACAAAACCCAAGCUUUUCAUUGAAUUGUAACAUACAGCCUUAAGUCUCUUUGUGAAGCAAGGUAACCCAUACAAAACACAAGCUUUUCAUUGAAUUGUAACAUACAGCCUUAAGUCUGUGUGUGAAGCAAGGUAACCAUACAAAACCCAAGCUUUUCAUUGAAUUGUAACAUACAGCCUUAAGUCUCUGUGUGAAGCAAGGUAACCAUACAAAACCUAAGCUUUUCAUUGAAUUGUAACAUGCAGCCUUAAGUAUAUGUGUGAAGCAAGGUAACCCAUACAAAACACAAGCUUUUCAUUGAAUUGUAACAUACAGCCUUAAGUCUCUGUGUUAAGCAAGGUAACCCAUACAAAACACAAGCUUUUCAUUGACUUGUAACAUACAGCCUUAAGUCUGUGUGAAGCAAGGUAACCCAUACAAAAUACAAGCUUUUCAUUGAAUUGUAACAUACAGCCUUAAGUCUCUGUGUUAAGCAAGGUAACCAUACAAAACCUAAGCUUUUCAUUGAAUUGUAACAUACAGCCUUAAGUCUCUGUGUGAAGCAAGGUAACCCAUACAAAACCCAAGCUUUUCAUUGAAUUGUAACAUACAGCCUUAAGUCUCUGUGUGAAGCAAGGUAACCCAUACAAAACUUAAGCUUUUCAUUGAAUUGUAACAUACAGCCUUAAGUCUCCAGUAUUCUACAAAGGUUGCAUACUUCCUUAACUGAAAGAAUAAGUUGUACAUAUAGCAGGUAAUGUUUACUGAAGUGACAGAUUAAACAAAAUUAUGCUAUCAUACCAGUCUGCCCGUGUUUGUCUUUAUAAUACAUGGGUACAUGGGGCCGCGGUGGCCGAGUGGUUAAGGUGUCCCGACACUUUAACACUAGCCCUCCACCUCUGAGUUGCGAGUUCGAAACCUACGUGGGGCAGUUGUCAGGUACUGACCGUAGGCCGGUGGUUUUUCUCCGGGUACUCCGGCUUUCCUCCACCUCCAAAACCUGGCACGUCCUUAAAUGACCCUGGCUGUUAAUAGGACGUUAAACAAAAACAAACAAAAUCUUUGUAAUAAAUCAAAUAACAAACAUCCAAUCAAAAUGUCAGAUUAGUGUCCUAUUGAUAACUUUCUUAAAGUGACUUGAUCUUUAGAUUUUUAUCUCAUAAAACUUUCUUAAAGGGAUUCGAUCUUUAGAUUUUUAUCUCAUAACUAAUGUUGUAGCAUUUUAAUGCAUGUUACAUGUUACAUGUAAUUAUAAAAUUCAAAUGUUAGCAAAUGAUUUCUGCGAAAUUUCAAAAUAAGAAUUAAGGAAUUCUACGUCCUGUUGUUGGUUUAUAUAAUGUGAUUGUUCAUGUGCACAAGUCCAAAGCUGCCUUGCAACACGUGUAUGUUGUGUACUCGUUAACUGAUCAAUCUAAUGAUCGAGUUCCUUUAAUGACCUUUAUUUAAUAUAGGCAUUUUUCUCCCUUCAUUAAAUUUUGUAAAAUCUAAAAUCAAACCUUCAUCAAGAAUGGAAAUCCUCACAAAAAUGAGAAAUGUUCAAAAAGUAAAAAUGGUAUCAUCAUAUGUGUUAUGGAAUUUUGGGUAAAUGAAAAGCUUUAAACCUAAGUAGAAGGGUUCUGUGCUGUAAGAGAUGUAUCUUUCUUUAAAUUGUUUUUAAUUUAUUUGGGUAUUUUCAAAGAAGAAUAAAUGAUGCUGGAAAUAAAGUAUGUAUUUGUAACAAUUUGUCAGCCGUAGAAUUGAGUUUUCAUCUUGGCAAUACUGAGACAACCUGACUUAGAAUUUCAGAAAUAAAGAAAAUGAAGUUAAGAUGAUUUAAUGUAAUGAUAAGAACAUCACAACUUAAGUUUACUGUGAUGAAAAUAAAACCCCCGAAAAAUACUGAUUUUGCAGUUAAGUUUUACCAUGAUGAAAAUAAUAACCCACAAAAAUUAAUGAUUUUUGCAGUUAAGUUUUACUUUGAUGAAAAUAAAAACCCACAAAAAAUGAUGAUUUUGCAGUAAGAACCAUGUCUUAUUACAAAAUACAUGUAACAACACCCAGCAGAGAUCUGGGUUAUUGAAGUCCCACAGCUUGAAUUGUGAUGUCAUUACUGCUCACCAAAGAAAGAAUGGAGGAAUGAGAAUAUCACCAUUUUUUAUUUCCUUCUAGUCUGAUAAAAUGCUGUUUGUUUUCAUGAAUAUUUGCUGAGUAAUCCUAAAAUGUGUGAUAAUCAUAAUCUUACACUUGUUUGAAUUCCAUAUGAAGUUUAAGAAAGAUUCCUUUAUUUCCUAAAUCUCAAGAAAUGGAAAUCAACGUAAAAUCCUGUUUUAUGGGGAAGUUUUUUUCGAAGAUUUGUUGAUUUUUUUUUUCAUGAGAACUUAAAAAUGUUUGAUUACUAUAACAUUAAAACUUGUUAAUUUAACACAUGUUUCUUAAGGAAUAAAGAAAACCUUCCUGGAUAUUUGUUCUUGUAACAUAAAUGUGCAAUAUUGUCUUAUACAAGGAGUUCCAGUAUUACCAAUAGAUUUCUACAAAUAACAAAUUGUAAAAUUAGCUUAAGAAGUGUUAAGAAAAUUGUACUUUUAAUAUUUUUUACUCUAAAGAAAAAAAAUAAAAAUUGUACUUUUAAUAUUUUUUACUCUAAAGAAAAAAUAUCAGAGUUUGACAAUCAAGAAAUGCUAUCAUAAUUUCUAGUUAUUUAAAGAAAAGGUGUAGAGAGUUACCUCCCUUCACAUCCAUUUAUUUUAAAAGUUGGAAGUAAUGAAAAAUUUCUUUACAAAAUUCUACCAUAAGCAGACUUCUCUGAAUAUCUUUUAUGGUGUAUUUUUCAUUUUAAGGGCUAUGCAAUUUGAACAUUUGUGAUACUACUAUAUUUCUAAAUACCACAAGAAGAAAAUAUGUACAUUGUAGGUCAAGUUUUGAUUUAGUAGUGAUCUAGUGAUUUGAUUACAAUGAUUUAGAAUUCUUGAUAAAUCUCAAUAAAGAACUCUUAAAAUUUGAA